Aspergillus alliaceus is the source of this 672-nucleotide messenger RNA. RefSeq lists its product as uncharacterized. Lineage: Eukaryota; Fungi; Ascomycota; Eurotiomycetes; Eurotiales; Aspergillaceae. The coding region runs from base 1 to 672 and encodes 223 amino acids. The transcript has 2 exons. The record is from RefSeq and is a predicted model, not a curated record.
AUGCAACGGAGAAAGCAAUAUCUGGAAGCCGAGGACUUCUACAAAGGCAAGCAAUCGGUCCCCUUUCCCAAUAUACUGUUGGAUACCAAGUUGGCCGCAGUCCCGGUCGUCGUCGCUUUCGCACCGAUCAAAGUCAUUGCGGCCGGGGGGUUUUUCGCCGUGGCGCAUCUGAAGAACCGACAAACCACGAAGGAUCUGGACUAUCUGCUGGAGCCGGACUGGGCGGGUGACGACGAUAUCAAGCGAUCGCUUCGCAAGGCCAUCGUGCAAGUGGCGGACGAGCUCGGCUAUCCACAAAACUGGGCCAAUGAAGAUGUCGCACUCUUCGUCACGAAGCAAGCGAGGCACUUGCUAAUGGAGCUUGCCUUGAAACAGAAUAUCGUCCUGUGGUCCGGGAACCAUAUCACCGUUCUCUCCGCACCGGUUGAAUGGGCAUUGGAAAGGAAAUUGCGGCGUAUUUACGCGGCGGACCGUGGUCGCAAGGCCGAGCUUGAUUUGUCUGAUGCACUGGCUAUGCUGAAGCUUCUCAAGGACACUAAGGGAGGGAAGCUUGACAUGGAAUAUUACCGCACAUUGAACAUCAACGGCUUUGACGUGGUCCCGAAUAUUGAGACGAUGAAACGGAUAUCGGCCGCUUACAAGGCAAAAUACAAAGAGGAUGUCUUCCUCUGA